CACAUAUACACUCCCACAGCCUCAAGAGAGCACACACACAUGCACAUGCUUCACUUCCUCCCCAGAGCCCACUUGGGUGAAGACAGCAUGGGCGGCUGUGAGCUGUGAGGAUGGAGAAGAGAGUGUGUGUAAUCCAGACUGACUUCCACCAAUACAGACCCACCAUCGCUCUGCACAGCAGACCUCUGGCACACCAGCACAUUCACACACAGGAGACAGGGAUGAGGGAGAGAGAGGAGCUGAGGAGAGCCAUAGAGCAGAGUGACCGACUCCUCUCAAAAGUCCGCGAGCUAGAGGAGCAGAACACCCAACUUAACAAGGAAAAGAAUGAGGUGGCCACUAAAUACCAAGCUGAGCAAGAGAGCGCUCAGGCAUCGGAGCAGCGCUGCGUCCAGCUGGAGAAGGCCCGGCGUGAGCUGGAACGACAGCUAUCAGGCCUGUCAGACCGUCUGGAGGAGGAGGAGGCCUGCUCAACCCAGCUAGCCCUCCACAGGGACAGGCUGGAGACUGAGUGCGGCAACCUCAGACGAGACCUGGAUGAACUGGAGAACGUCCUCACUGCAGCGGAACAGGAUAAACAGUCAUCAGACAGUGAGGUGAGGAGGCUGUCGGAGCAGCUUUUUCAGACGGACGAGGCGGUGCAGAAGCUCAGAAAGGAAAAAGAACAUCUAGUGGAGCUCAGCGAGCAGCAGGCCAUUGAGGACCUGCAGAGCGAGGAGGAGAAGGUGAACCUGCUGACCAAAGAGAACACCAAGCUACAGAUGCAAGCUGAAGAGUUGGAGUACCAGCUGGAGCAGGAGCGCCGUCAGCGUGGUGAGCUGGAGAAGAGCAGGAGGAAGCUGGAGGGUGACAGCAGAUCCACUCAGGAGAGUUUGGGAGAGAUGGAGAAGAUGAGGAGCGGUCUGGAAGACCUCAUCAAAAGGAAGGACUUGGAGAUCAGCAGUACCAGCUCCAAGCUAGAAGCAGAGGAGGCCCUCAACAUCGGGCUGCAGAGGAAGAGCAAAGAGCUGCAGGCUCGCAUUGAGGAGCUGGAGGAGGAGCUGGAGGCUGAGCGGGCCAUGAGAGCCAAGGUGGAGAAGCAGAGAGCAGAUCUAUCCAGAGAACUGGAUGAUCUCACUGACCGACUGGAGGAAGAAGGAGGGGUCACUGCCUCGCAGAUAGAGGUGAACAAGAAGCGAGAGGCCGAGCUCCAGCGUCUGAGGCGAGACCUGGAGGAGACCUCUGUCCAGUCUGAAGCGCUAGCUGUGAUGCUGAGGAAACGGCACAGCGAUGCCAUGGUGGAACUGAGCGACCAGUGUGAGGCACUGCAGCGGGCCAGGGCCAAACUGGAGAAGGAGAAGCAGAAGCUGAGGAUGGAGGUGGAUGAGCUGGCCGCUUCACUGGACAGUCUGCAGAAAGCCAAGACAUCUUCAGACAGCCAGAUAAAGAAGCUGGAGGAGCAGUUGUCUGACGCCAACAGGAGAGGAGACGACCUGCAAAGGACGCUCACUGAGCUCAGUGUGGCCAAGAACAGACUCACAGCUGAUAACGCAGACGUGAGUCGACAGAUGGAGGAGGCGGAAGGCAGAGCCAGCCAGCUGAGCCGCUCCAAGACUGUGCUCCAGUCCCAACUGGAGGAGCUCAAGAAACAGUUGGACGAGGAGGUCAAGUGUAAGCAGACGGUCAGCGGCAGUCUGAACUCAGUGCGGCAGGAGUGCGAGGUGCUGAAGGAGCAGCUGGAGGAGGAGCAGGAGAGCAAGCAGGAGCUGCAGCGCCUUGUCUCCAAACUCAACAGUGAGGUGACACACUGGAGGACCAAACAUGAGGCCGACACCAUCCAGCACGCCGACGAGCUGGAGGACACCAAGAAGAAGCUGGCAUCACGGCUACAGGAGGCAGAGGAGGCUGUGGAAGCUACCCAGGCCAAAUGUUCCUCCCUGGAGAAAACCAAACAGAGGCUGCAGGGAGAAGUGGAGGAGCUCUGCAUGGACCUGGAGAAGGCCAGCAGCUGUGGGCAGGCUCUGGAUAAGAAGCAGCGGGUGCUGGAGAAGCAGCUCGGAGACUGGAGGCAGAAGUGUGAGGAGCUGGUGGCCGAAGUGGAGGGCUGCCAGAAGGAGAGCAGGCAACACGCCAGCGAGCUCUUCAAACUGAAGACGACACAUGAGGAGUCUCUGGAGCAGCUGGAGGCUUUACGCAGGGAAAACAAGGCCUACCAGGAGGAGAUAGCUGACCUCACAGACCAGCUGUCAGAUGGAGGUAAGAGUGUCCACGAGCUCCAGAAAGCAAAAAAGAAGAUCGAGAUGGAAAAAGAGGAGUUACAGGCCUCACUGGAAGAGUCUGAGGCAGCUUUAGAGGCUGAGGAGACCAAGGUACUGAGGCUGCAGCUGGAGUUGUCUCAGGCUAGAGGAGACCUGGAACGCAGACUUCAGGAGAAGGAGGAAGAGAUCGAAGCUGCGAGAAAAAGCCACCAGAGGGCGCUGGAGUCCCUGCAGGCCAGUCUGGAUGUGGAGGUGAAAGGCAGAGCAGAGGGGCUGAAGCUGAAGAAGAAACUGGAGGCCGACAUCAAUGAACUGGAGCUGCAGGUGGACCUGUUCACCAAGAACAACGCAGAGCUCAGCAAGAACAGCAAGAAGGCGCAGCAGCAGAUCAAGGAGCUACAGGUUCAGCUGGAGGAGGAGGUGCGCAGCCAUGAGGAGCGCAGGGAGGAGCAGGCAGCCCUGGAACGACGCUGCACCCUAUUGGUCAGUGAGGGUGAGGAGACGCGGUCAGCCCUGGAGAGCGCAGAGAGGGCCCGUAAGGUCCUGGAGACAGAGCUGCAGGACGCCAACGAGAAAUACAGUGACCUCAACAACCAGUUCCAGUCGGCUCUGAGUGGGAGGAGGAAGCUGGAGGUGGAUCUCCAGGCUCUGCAGCAGGAGCACGAGGAGCUGCAGGGGGAGUUCAGAGGAUUCACAGACAAGGCCAAGAAGGCCGGCUGUGAGUUGGCGCGAGUGGGGGAGGAGCUGCGUCUAGAGCAGGAGCACACGCUUCACCUGGAGAGAGUGAAGAAAGGUCUGGAGGCUCAGAUCAAAGACAUGAGCAGCAGGCUGGACGAGGCCGAGCAGAUGGCUCUGAAAGGAGGCAAGAAGAUCAUCCAGAAGUUGGAGGCAAAGGUGAAGGAGCUGGAGCUGGAGCUGGACUCGGAGCAGAAGCGGCACGCUGAGACGGUGAAGACGCUCAGGAAGAAUGAGCGCCGGCUGAAGGAGCUGCUGUUCCAGUCCGAGGAGGACCAGAAGAACCAGCAGAGGAUGCAGGAGCUGGUGGAGAGGCUGCAGAACAAGAUGAAGGCCUACAAGAGACAAGUGGAAGAGGCCGAGGAACAAGCUAACAUGAACUUGGCAAAGUACAGGAAGACAGUCCAUGAGCUGGAUGACGCUGAGGAGCGAGCUGACAUCGCUGAGUCAGCACUCACCAAGAUCAGGACCAAGAACAGAGGCAGCUUUGGCAAAGGAUACUCCUCUGGUUACAGCACGCCGUACCCUGGCCUGGUCAGGUCCCCCAGCUCUGUGGGAUCAGAGGGCAGAGGAGAGAAGAUCCUCAACGACGACAACGAGUCUGUCAGCUCCCUCAUCCCGGCCUAUCUCAACUCCCUCAAGAAGCUCAUGAUCGAUUAGAAAGACAAACGAUGACAUCAACUCCUCCCUACAGGUGUGACAUCAUUCCAGCUCUGAUGUUAUUUGAAGAAAUCAAACAUGAUACAGUAUGAAGUUUGAAACAUCAGAGGCUGAAACUGUAUUUUCACCACACAUUCAGGUUAUAAACAAACCCGACAGUGUUUGUGUAGACUGUACGCUCCCGUUGAAUUGAUCUGAAAUAUAUUCACACCUUCCUGUUUGUGUAAUGACUGCAGUCUGUCAGAUCACACCUCUAAUAACACACUCCAGCUUUAUUCCAACACAUUUUUAUAUCCACUUCAUAGUGUCAUAUUUGUAUGUAAAAACAGAUUGAGUAUGGAUAGAUGUUUCUAAAUUCCCACUCAAGUGAAAGGUGGCACUUUAUAAAUCAAUUAUAAGUCAUUUUUAAGCCUUUUUGUAAGUCUUUACAUACUUUUGAAGCUGCCAAUCUAAAGUAUAAAAUACUCACCAUUUCCAAAUGCACAGUGUAUCGUCAUACAGUCAAAACAAUAUUAUAUCUACUCAUAUUGUGAAAUAAUGAAGCAAAACAAAUUAAAUACACUAAAUAUACUAUUUAUUGAAUAAUGUCUUACUUUAAUUACAUGAAUAACAUUCAAAACCUGAAACUUCAGUAACGUUAAAUCAGAUAUGACCUCAUCUAUACACUAGUUCCCUAACUGUUAAAAGGUAUACAGGUAUAUUCUCCUCCAAGUAAGCACCCUGUAACUUCAAAUAACUACUAACUUUUAUAAAGUGCUACUAACAUUAGGUCAAACUGGCAAAUAUCAGGGUUUUUUAGGCAACAAGGCUAAGAUGGCAGAUUAGCCAAGUCUUGAUUAGCUUUGUUGAUUCCCAACUUGCUGAAUAUCAAAAUACCAAACAUGGCUUUUUACACAUUAAGCUAUAAUCAACUAUUCUACUACUGAAUACUAUAUUUAUCCAAUUCCUUCUCAUUCACAAGCAAAACGAAUAAAAAACUUUUUAGAUGAAUACAGUUGACUACAACAGCAGCCAUUUUGGGUCAGGUUGAAACUGGUGAAUCUUGCAGCAGGUGUUGUCAGAUUUGUCUGAUAAAUUGUAAAGUAGUCCAUUAGUAGUUGCAUGUCAGUCAUAUUUGUGAAUGGCUAUUUCAUCUAUUGGCAUAAACUGGAAUAAUUGGAGCUGCAGUUUUAUAAAUGACUUACAACAGUGUAAGUCAACAGAUUAAUUAUAAAAAAUUUACAAAUGUGUAAAUGAUUAGAGCAUAACUAAUGGCUUAUAAAUGACGUAUAAUAAGAAUCAUUAUUUUUUGUGUUACUAAGAUGCAACAAGGUGCCAUCAUGUGUGGGUUAUUUAGGUCAAAUAUGAAAUGCAAUUUCAAUGUAUUCUACCUAAACUAUUUCAGGUUUAUCUCUGUCUGAACUUUUAACCGCAUCUUUAUUAUCGCUGCCUUCAACUGUAACAAGGCUUGACCAAACCAUUUUAUUGCUGAAUGUGAAAAUGUGUUUUUUAGGAAAUAAAAGACAUUUAUUGUA
Messenger RNA from Thunnus maccoyii (southern bluefin tuna), 5146 nucleotides. RefSeq lists its product as uncharacterized. The coding region runs from base 111 to 3632 and encodes 1173 amino acids. The transcript is spliced from 24 exons. Lineage: Eukaryota; Metazoa; Chordata; Actinopteri; Scombriformes; Scombridae. Gene Ontology annotation, cellular component: myosin complex. The record is from RefSeq and is a predicted model, not a curated record.